This is a messenger RNA of Mycena indigotica, 1077 nucleotides long. Its product is annotated as NAD(P)-binding protein. The transcript has 8 exons. Gene Ontology annotation, cellular component: cytoplasm. NCBI's taxonomy places the organism in Eukaryota, Fungi, Basidiomycota, Agaricomycetes, Agaricales, Mycenaceae. Gene Ontology annotation, biological process: cellular response to oxidative stress. The record is from RefSeq and is a predicted model, not a curated record. Gene Ontology annotation, molecular function: quinone reductase (NADPH) activity. Bases 1 to 1077 code for a protein of 358 amino acids.
AUGUCUUCGCCUGCCACGUCAACACCAGUAUCUUUACCUCUAACCAGAAGUACCAUUGCCAUUAAUCGGACCGGAAACUACAGUGUCAUCGAGAAAAUUACCCUCCCUUUGAGGCCUCACCCGAGCGAUAUCGUUGUCAAGACAGAGUAUUUGGGUAUUAACUUUCUGGACACGGUAUUCCUACUUCUAAGGCUCCAUAUUCGCAGUGGCGCAUAUGGGCAACCGCCUUUCCCCGCUGAACUCGGAAUCGAGGCUUCCGGGACGGUAGUUGCGCUCCCGACCGACCCGCGCGUCCUGAACAACCCAGACUACAAAAAGCGAGCAUAUACGGUCGGCUCUCGAGUUGCUCUCCUGUCUCAAGAUGGCGUCCACUCCGAUUAUGUGGCCCUGCCCUGGGAUUACGUCCACCCCGUUCCGCAAGAUGUCUCCUCGAAAGUUGCUGGCGCAGUCCUUCUCCAGGGGCUGACAGCUUUGUCGUUUGUCGAGGAAGCCUACCCGGUCAAGAAGGGCGACACUGUCCUGAUCCACACUGUUGCGGGCGGGACUGGCUUGAUGUUUGCGCAGCUUAGCAAAGCGCGUGGGGCCACCGUCAUUGGGACGACCUCCACUAAAGAGAAAGCAGAGAUCGCAAAGGCGCAUGGUGCCGACCAUGUCAUCUUAUACAAGAAUGAAAACACCGUGCAGCGCGUGUUGGAGCUGACAAAUGGCGAUGGGGUCGACGCUGUCUUCGAUGGAGUUGGCAAAGACACUUUCUACGCCAACUUCAAGCUGCUCAAGCGCAAAGGCACGUUUGUGUCACUGGGAGAUGCCUCUGGUCCGGUUCCGCAUAUUUCGCCGGGCAUGUUGGGUCAAAACAACCUCAAGUUCAUCAGAGCAGCAGUUCCGAAUUAUUUCGUGACGCCAGACGAGCGAUACCACUAUACGACGUGGCUGUGGAAAACCGUCCAGGAGGGAAAGUUGAAGGCGGUGGUCCACAAAGAAUACCCAUUCACGGCACAGGGAGCACAGGAUGCGCAUCGCGACUUGCUGGCGAGCAAGACCAGUGGCAAGCUGUUACUGAAAGUUGAAGACAACUAG